CGUAGCUUAUAAAAACAGGCGGGUCCUGAUUGAUGCGUAGUGGCAACUGAUGGAAUUACAGUAUACAUACGGAUUGAUUUUUAACUAUUUUGUAAUCGAACUGUAUGUGAAGUGAUUUUAAGUUGACUAAAGGAGAGACAUAUUAGGAUCAGCUCGUAAAAAUACUAUUAACAUUUCGGUUGAACUGAUCAACAAGUAUUUGGCAAACGAAAGAAAAAUCUAAUUUUAUUCAUGACCACGGGUUUAGAAAAAAAAAUUGGAUUCUUCAAAAACUUCAUUUUAAAAGACUAAUUAUUCUUCACAGCUAAAUGAACGUAUAGAUAGAAAAUAAUAAAGUGUUCUUUUGUUAUCGCCACAAAAAACAAAAGGUGUUAAAUACUUGAAUGUUAAUUUUAAAGAGAUAAAACUAGAGUGAAGAUGGUUUUCUCAGUAAAGGUAACAUUACUAUUCACUAUUCAGUGCAUCCUGCAUGUAAACAAAGCCUUGGCCCAGUGUCCAAGUGCGCGUAACUGUACGUCUUGCGCAGAAGGUGGCUCAGCAUUGUGUGCUAACGUGUGCCCGGAAAAUAUCAACAUACCCGCCAGUACACGGGAGUUUCAGCUAGUAUCACCAACAUGUGAACAGUGGUUAUCAAAUGGGAUACUCAAGGCAAGUUAUCUGAAUGUCACAUUUUCGGCGUAUCUACAGAAGCUGGAUCUAUCUAGGACUGGUAUAAAAACGAUCACUAUAGUCAACACAGCAACUUCACAUUUACCACCGCCAUUCCAACAACUGACCAAACUGAAGGUCUUGUCACUAGCUCACAAUAUCUUUACUCGACUUCCGUCAACAACGUUUACAGGACUAGAUAAACUAGAAGAACUUGACCUCAGUAACAACGGGUUGGUUAUGCUACUCCCAGAUACAUUCAAGCCUUUGACUUCACUCAAGAAUUUCACUAUUGCACAUAACAAUCUGACUGCCCUGACAAAAACAAACCUUGAUGGCAUGACACAAUUGGAAACCAUCGACAUAUCAUCCAACCCCAUCACAACUAUAGCAGGCGACACGUUUAGCUCAAUGAGCUUAAUCCAAUCCAUCCUGAUGAGAGACAUGAACCUGACCAGCAUUAGCUCAGGUUUAUUCUCUAACCUCCACUCACUGAGGCACGUGGACGCUUCAGGUAACCAGAUCACUUCUCUAGCAGACGACUGUCUGUCUGGCACAUCUCUAGAUCUACUUGACCUGUCCAACAACCAAAUGACCAACAUACCAACCAAGGCCAUCCAACAAGCCAGCAACCAACCCAAGACACUGGACCUCAGCAACAAUAAAAUAACACAAGUCAGCCACCAAGAUAUGACAAGUCUUACAGUAGAGACUUUAGAUCUCAGUGGGAACCCGUUAGCUCAAAUUGUGGACGGUACUUUUGAUGGCUGUACUAUCAAACAUAUUGACCUCAGUAACACAGGGCUGACGUCACUUCCUGCUUCCAUACAACCUUGGCAGACCGGCGGACCAACCAGUCUAAUCCUGGACAACCCGUUCUGGACAGGUAACGUGGACAUACUGCUAUUAUCACGUGACCUGGCUAAAACAUGUAACCCAACCACAACCUACCUGGCCGACGCACUGACAGCUGCACUACAACAGCGGGAAAACACAUGCCCUACACAUACAUUCGCCACAAGUACCACAAUCAAGACCACGCCAUCAAGGCAAACAUCUACAUGUAGCACCGGGGCUGUAGUCGUGACGGAGGAAAUAUUUCUAGGCUUGCUGGUUACCACGGCGUUGUGCUUGAUGUAAAGCAGGCAGCGACACAACAGACUGAUGGGAAAUGGCUUUACAGAUUUCCACGGCUAUCGACACUUAAUGCACUUUCCUUGAGUAUAACACUUUAGCACAUUUUAUAACAUUGAUUUAGCAUAUAAACGAAGUUAUUUAAGUUAGCUGCUUAAAACUGAUCAAUAAAAUCUGUGUAUUAAAAAAAAAAA
Molecule: messenger RNA, 1976 nt
Organism: Physella acuta
Lineage: Eukaryota; Metazoa; Mollusca; Gastropoda; Physidae
Product: leucine-rich repeat-containing protein 40-like
Molecular function (GO): protein binding
Source: RefSeq, a predicted model, not a curated record